Molecule: messenger RNA, 807 nt
Organism: Brugia malayi
Lineage: Eukaryota; Metazoa; Nematoda; Chromadorea; Rhabditida; Onchocercidae
Gene: Bma-glb-23
Exons: 5
Coding region: 1-807 (268 amino acids)
Molecular function (GO): oxygen binding; heme binding
Source: RefSeq, a predicted model, not a curated record
AUGGCUCAACGUCAUCGUGAUUUACCGGGACCAAGUAAUGAACGAAGAAUUAAAUUUUUGUCGAGAAAUAAAGCAAAAACAAUGGAACAAAAUGAAAAGCGACUAAAAUUUAUCAGUACACAUGGCAGCUUAACGAUGCGAAGCUUUGAAACUGGCCAAGUAUCGGAUGUUGAGGUGACAAUGAAACCAUUUAAAGAUCCUUCACGAUCAAUGUCACCCCUAAAACAACUGAAAACAUAUUCGUUCCGUUCAAUGCCUUCAGAGGAAAGUAUACUUUCAGAAAUUCAGCAAGAAUUAAUUCGACAAUCUUGGCAAACGAUAAGUGCAAAAUUGGAAGUUAAUGAGCAAAAUUUUGGAUUUUUUGUUUAUCGACGAGUUUUUGAGCAUAAUCCAUUACUGAAACGUGCUUUUCAUGUGGAGGAGUACGACUUGCUCGAUUCAAUACCUAGGGAACAUUCCAUUUUUCGACAAAUGCGAUUGUUCACCAAUUUAAUAGCACUUGCAGUACGUCAUGAUAAUGAACUUGAAACAGAAAUUGCACCAGCAGUUUUUCGCUAUGGACAACGGCAUUAUAAAUUUGCAGCAGAAUAUUUUAAUGAAGGGACGGUGCGAUUAUUUUGUAGCCAAGUGGUGUGUGCGGUGGCGGACCUUUUAGAGGUUGACAUCGAUCCAGCUUGCAUGGAAGCAUGGAUUGAUAUGAUGCGUUUUAUUGGAUGUAGGCUAUUGGAUGGUUUCAAUUAUAUUCGACUUUCCAGCAAUAAAAAACUUUCUAUUAACACUGCCGAUCAUAUUUUCUAUGUUUUAUAA